This is a messenger RNA of Rubroshorea leprosula, 948 nucleotides long. Lineage: Eukaryota; Viridiplantae; Streptophyta; Magnoliopsida; Malvales; Dipterocarpaceae. The record is from the annotation of a GenBank genome assembly.
ACUCAAUUUGGAUCUUCAAAAUCAAUCCUCCUCCUCCUCCUCCUCUUCCUCCCUCUCCAUGAAGAAUAAAGUGAUGAACAAGAGAAGGUUCAGGAAAAGUGAAGAACGCAAAAGUGGAAAUGAAGGUAGGAAGGAGAUAAAGAUUAAUGAGGAAGAAGGAAAGCAUCUGACUUAUAGGGGGGUGAGGAUGCGUCAAUGGGGCAAAUGGGUGUCUGAAAUUCGAGAACCUCGAAAGAAAUCCAGGAUUUGGCUAGGGACAUAUCCCACAGCGGAAAUGGCUGCUCGAGCUCAUGAUGUUGCGGCUCUUACAAUCAAAGGCAAUUCUGCUUUCCUCAAUUUCCCUGAGCUAGCUCACCAGCUCCCUCGCCCUGCUAGUGCUGCUCCAAAGGACAUCCAGGCAGCAGCUGCCAAAGCAGCUGCCUUGAGUUACACGAAAGGACAAGAAAGAGUGGAGGAACAGAGUCAGUCUGAUGAAAUUUUUCCUCGCUCUCCAACUAGUAGUAGCACUACUACAAUGUCUCAAGAGCUACCUAGAUCACCCACUGAUGAUGCAUUCAUUGACCUCCCCGAUCUCAUUCUUGAUGUAAAUCAUCAAAUUGAUGAAUUCUGGGAUUCAUUAUCUUCGCAGCUGUUUGAAGCAGUUAACUAUCCUCUCGACGAUCAUGCUGGAUUUAGGUAUGAAGGGUCAUUUUUGUGGGACUAUUGCUAAGUGAAGAAUAAUAAGAGCAGUUGUUUCUUUCAAAUCAAAAUUCAAACAACUAGCUCAUGUUAGAAUUCAACAGAAUUUUGUUGCCCAAAUUGGAAAGCUUUUGAUUCCUUGGAUUGACAUUUGUAAAUACUAGGUAGAUAAAGAAGUUGUUUGCACAUUAAUGAGCAAGGAUAGAACAAGGUUUUGAUGUACUUUUUUUUUCUCUCUUAUUAGUUUGUUGAUAAAGUUCACUACGACUU